This is a messenger RNA of Saitoella complicata NRRL Y-17804, 2945 nucleotides long. RefSeq lists its product as uncharacterized. The transcript has a single exon. NCBI's taxonomy places the organism in Eukaryota, Fungi, Ascomycota, Saitoellomycetes, Saitoellales, Saitoellaceae. The record is from RefSeq and is a predicted model, not a curated record. The coding region runs from base 168 to 2675 and encodes 835 amino acids.
UGAAUUCAUUCUACAAAAUGAUAGCCUUUGUUCUCACUUCAACCACGGCAAAAGGUCGUUCCCGAUGCAGGUGCACGUGCACUGAUAUACGAAGGCACGGUCUGAACGUUAUUCACCACCAGAUCAGAGGGCCUCCCUAAACCACAAGGAAGACUGAGCCCAAGGGAAUGGUAUCCUCCAUCGUCCGCGCCUCUGUCUGUUUGCACUGUCGGAUAGCGACGUCCCCAUCCCUCCGAUCAGCCACACUCGUUGGACGGCGAACAUAUGCUCGAUGUUUCUCAUCAUCGUCGCUGUCACAGGAAGGAACUCCUGAUCCUCUGGCGCGGUUUAAGGAUCUUAUCUCGGGUAAGGAAGAAUCUAAGGAUUCAAAUGAUGCAGAGAAGGACAGUGAUUCUUUAGCAUCGGCAUCGAAUCCUUGGGCUGCUGCUCUUGGGAAAUCGGUGGAGGAGAACAGUGCUGCGAUGGAGCCUCCAGUGGUAUUAUCACCAGAACAGACCUCUGAUCAGCCAUUCUAUUUCUCCAAAGACCUACACCAAUCAUCCGGUCUCCGGCCCUCCGGGUCAGAGUUCAUGGAUACCGUCGAAUCCUCCGCCCCCAUGCCCAGGAAAAAUCGGCCCCUCAUGGUCCCCCUCCGCGAUGUGAUGCCAAACCACAACAAAAGACCUAACAUCGGACUCUUAAAACUUAAGGAAUCCGUGAAAUCCGUGAAGCCUUUGGAAGCAAUGACCUUGGACCUUCUCUCCAGCGAACUUCUCGCCCCCGUGGAGGCAGUGGACCCAACACCCGCUGAAAUUGAACGGCACCGGCCUGCUAAAACUAUGGUUUCUCCCGAGCGUUACGAACAACUCGUUUCUGAAUUAAGAUCUACGUUCGGGAAGAAGCAGCUCUACAACUACGCGAAAAUGAAGAACAUGCGUUCAUGCUCGUCGCUAACAAAGAGCGGAUUGAUCAAGCGCAUCAUCGCCGAACUCUGGUCCGUCACGGUCGGUCGUGAAAUCACCGAUGACGUCGUAAUCACCCGAGAGUUUGCAUCCUCCGCCCGCGACCUUUUCUUCGUCCUCUCGAAGGAUGCCGAAGUCCUCCGAUCCUGGGCAAGAAAAUGCGACGCCCGUAUCCAAGUCGACGUCGAUUCCUACAAACUUAUCGUAUCCGCCACCCCCUUCGACCUAAAACGCUUCGAAGGGAACCUCGAAACCUUCCUCAGCGAUACCGAAACCGAUGUGUUUGACUUAUCCGCCUUCAAGAAUGGUGCCGCGACGAUCACGGAUAAGGAUAUCUCUAGAAUUGCGCAGCUGAGUAGGACGUUUAUUGAAAGAGUAGGGGAUAAUUCGCUGAGCAUUACGAGUUUGGGGACGAAGAGGACGCAGAGGGAUAAUGCGAGACGGUUGUUGUUGACUGCGCUGCACCUACCCUCAACCCUACACACGGUACUCUUACAACAUGCACCGGAGUCAACGGAGAAGACAGAACAAAACAAGAGACCGACGUUGGGUGCGUAUCGUGUGAUGGAAGACGAUGCCCUACCAUGGUGGUCCCGUACCCUUCCUUGGGCUCGUCUCGCGAACCUAAAGGAAAAACCCAAGCUUGAUGUUCACGAAUCAUCCCUCCCAAAAGACCUCGGACUCGUCUUGGGUGACAGGGUCGUUGCUGACCUCGCUGCGGAGGAGUUGCAAAACACCCCAUCUGGCCAAGCUAUUUCGGGCAGGACUGGGUUGGAGGUCGUGCUUGUUGAUGAGAAGACGUCUGCGCCGGAGGCGAAGAGGAUUGGGCCGAUGAAGGAGGUGCUGAAGGAGGUUUUGACUACUACUGGUCCAAGCACGGAGAAGGAGGGCUUGAAGGUGUAUGAGCAUUAUGAUGCGGUGAUUGGACAUGUGCUUCAUGCGACUGAAGAAAACACCACCCUCAAACGCGUCAACAGCGUGGCGGAAUUAGCGAAAACUCCCGUCCGCGAACACGGCAAACCCGCACGUUUAUUCAGUCACAAUAUCCCCUUCAGGAGCGACAUUUUCACCAAUUGUUCCCCUAUGGACACAACGAUCAGUAGCGUGAUCAACUCCCACGACGAACAUCUCUACUCAUUCUGUAUCCGCCUCAUGCCAUCCCCGUGGGCACACCCAGAUACUUACGCCACCCUCCCGUCCCUGGAGGUGUUCCUCCAACUCGACUCUCAAGGGAACCACGUCGAACCUCAUAUUCAGGCGGUACACAAACAGGUGUUGGCGGAGGUUUUGCUGCCGGAGGCGCAUGCGGAUAUUGCGGUUAGGAGGAAGGUGUACAGUAUUGUUGAUGAGACGCAGGAGAGUGUGGUUGAGUUCUUGGCAUGUUCGAAGUUGAACCCGUGGAGUGGGACGAGACUUCACGUCCCUGCUGACCUGAAACUCCGUGUUGAUCCCUCUUCCGAGGAAGAAGUCAGUUACGUCUUCACGCAGAUGGAAUACCGUCGUGAAUUCGAUUACAAUCAAAACGGACUCAGACUCCGUUCUGCUGUGAUUGAUGGUGGGUUCUCCGGUGGAAGGAGAACGGAGACGAGGUUGAUUUGUGGGAUGCCGAAGGUUGUGGGAGACGAGGGGGUUGAGGAGAAGGCUUGGGAAAGGUUCGUAGAGGAUCUUGCUGGGAUGGUGAAGAUGUUGAGGACGCCAAGUGGGAUCUUUGGGAAGACGACGGUGUUGUUCUAAGGUAUUACACCUCCCACGGUUCUAAGGUAUUACCGUAGGAGGGGCUUGGGAAAGGCUGGGAAUUGCUCGGCAUCUUGCAUAGAACUACAGAAAGCAAGCAGACAGUAUGGAGCAAAGUUUCAUCUCGCAAGAACAAAAUACAUAGAUGUGUCACUCCUUCCCAGGCGUUUUCCGUGGAACUUCUGGCUCAUUUGUCUCCCCUAGCUUCAUUGACCCCGCAACUACGCCGCCGGCCCGCCGCCGCAAGCUACAGAAAACGUCGAAACGAUC